Solea senegalensis (Senegalese sole) is the source of this 2317-nucleotide messenger RNA. RefSeq names its product chromobox protein homolog 8-like. The record is from RefSeq and is a predicted model, not a curated record. The transcript has 5 exons. Bases 125 to 1237 code for a protein of 370 amino acids. Lineage: Eukaryota; Metazoa; Chordata; Actinopteri; Pleuronectiformes; Soleidae.
UUCUGUUCGGGAGUAUUAUGGUCUGUCGGGAAUUCAGAGUGGCAGCGACUGGAGAAAAAUAUCUGCGCUGCUAGCUGUGUUAGCAGCGUCCUGCGAGCUAACGGUAGGAAGCAGCGGAGUGAACAUGGAGCUGUCUGCCGUCGGGGAGCGAGUGUUCGCCGCCGAGUCUAUUAUCAAACGCAGGAUAAGGAAGGGUCGCAUUGAGUACCUCGUGAAAUGGAAGGGCUGGUCUCCAAAAUACAGCACUUGGGAACCAGAGGAGAACAUUCUGGACCCCCGACUAUUUGCUGCUUUUGAACAGAGGGAGCGUGAGAGGGAGAUGUAUGGACCUAAGAAGAGAGGUCCAAAGCCCAAGACAUUUCUACUCAAGGCGCAGGCAAAAGAUAAAGCCAAGUCUUAUGAGUUCAGGAGUGAGGCCGUCAGAGGGAGGCACGUCAGCUACCCAGUUCCAGAACCCGUCAUCACCCCCAGAGCAAGAGAAGGCCUCCGAGCAGUCGUUCCUACCAUCUUCCCUCCCAGUACUGUCAACCGCGGAGAGAGCAUGCGCGUCCGACCACCAGAACUCAGCACCACCCUAACCCUAACCCCUCAGCAGACGAGCACAGACGGACUCAUCCACGUACCCAAAAAGAGAGGGCCGAAGCCUAAGCCUCGCUUCCAUGACAGCGGCUGCGGCCCUGCGGCCUCCGAGCCGCACAGGAGGAGGAGGGAAGACGAUCAGGAGAGCCACGCCCCUCACAAACUGGUCAAGUACCAGGGAGUGGAAGAGAUGAGGCUCUUCCACAGACACCCGGAGAACCACAGUCACGGCCAUAAACGCCACCAUCACCACCACCACCACCAUCAUCAUCAUCACCACCAACAGCAGCACAACAGCGGCGGCAGCAGCAGCAGCUCCUUUAAGCAGCUGUACUCGGAGCGCGGUCUGCAUCCACACAGGACAGACAUGGACGUUCACAGGAUGAAGGAAGGGUCCAGCUUCCUGGCGCCUGCUCACUUCAAGCACCGGUCCAACGCGAGCCCGAGUCGCCCCGCCGAGCUUCCACUCACGGAGAAGCCGUACUUCCUGGACAGGCCGUCCCCGGCGCGGCUGGACGACAGCGUGGACGAAGUGUCGUGGAGGCCGUCCCUCAGCAGCGUGGAAAAGGUGCUGGUGACGGACGUGACGGCCAACUUCCUGACCGUGACCAUCAAGGAGAGCAGCACUUCAAAAGGCUUCUUCAAAGACAAGAGAUGAUCUUCUGUUUGUUAGUUUGUUUUUUGUUUUCUCUUGACGCUCUGAUGUGAUUUUAAAGAUCCAGUGUGUAAGAAAAUAGUAAAACACGAGGCCUCAAAUUGUCACACAUGGAGGACCUUUCCUCUCACCCCUCCCUUUCCCAAACACAUCAAAAAACUACGGUGGCCUUCACAGACCAGAAAGGGUCUUGGUCUUUCUUUUUUGUGCGUACCAAGAUUCUGCUUCCAAAGCAACACACACACACACACACACACACACACACACACACACACUUCAGCUGGUUAGUCUCUCAUUGGCACAAAAUGUCUCGUCUAAAAUACAUAAAAUGUUUAUUUGAAUGUCUCAAAAACAAAUUUUAUUUUUUACUUAUACAAAUAUACUAUAAAGGGUAGUAUAUGCAAAUAAAUCCUCCCUUGAUUUUACACACUGGACCUUUUAAAACAAAGCAGUUUUUGUAUGUAAAUAUAUAAAGGCAAAUUACACAAUGUGCAUAUGUGUAUAUAUUAUAAAGCCGGACAUCUAUUUAAUGUACUGACCAAAUCAAAUGAAGUCCAUUUUACAUUGUCUGUACAGAGCUUUGUGAAUUUCUACUAUUUUGCAAAACAUAACAAACUAGAAUGUAUUUUUCUUUCAUUUCCACGCUUCUCUUUCAGUCUGAGCUCACGUUAGUACGUCAAGGUCUGGAUUUAAAAUCCAGCCUCUGGAUGAUAAAAUUCUCCAUAAUUAGAACUAAUUAGACUGAAGAUGUCCUGUUCAAUUUCAAAUGGUUUCAAUUUAAAGAAAGGAAGAAAAGAGAGAAAAAUGAACUAAAGCACUUUGAAUCUAAAAGUAUUAAUUUGUUUUGUUGUUGUCCUUUUUCAUGUCUCUAACGUUUCUAGUUGUAAGAUAAAUUAAUAAUCCAACACAGACACUUUAAGAGUUUCCCCAGGGCGCAUAUAACUACUACUAUAGUAUAUUUUAAAUUUUUCAUAGAAAAAAUCAUGCUGCAUUGAUGUAAAAAAAAAAAAAAGGAAUUAAAAAAAAAACUUGCUGUCAAGUUGCUUUUUAGACGCUUUUCAAUAAAUAUAUUGAAUUUUCUCA